AUGAGAACCAUACCAACAACAACUUCAACUAGUUACUCAUUUUCACCAUAUUCAUCGCCUUCAAUUAUCUCUCAUUCUUCAUGGCACUCGCCGAUUCCUUAUCUAUUCGGAGGCCUAGCAGCGAUGCUAGGCCUCAUAGCUUUCGCUCUCUUGAUUUUAGCUUGCUCUUAUUGGAGACUCAAUAGUCAAUUACAAGACGAAGAGAACAACAACAGAAACAGUGAAAAAGAAGGUGAUAGUUUGAAUCAAAAAUCUGUUAAAGUUUAUGAACAGAAAUUUCUUGUCAUUAUGGCUGGUGAUUCAAACCCUUCGUUUUUGGCUACUCCGGUUUUUCCUAAAUCUUCUUCUGUAAUGGAUCUGAAUUCCGAUGAAGAGGUUCCAAAUCAUGAAGCGGUUGAGAAAUCGGAGAAGGAAACGGAAGUUGCAGAUCAUCGGAAUCACCAACAGUGA
Messenger RNA from Vicia faba (fava bean), 450 nucleotides. NCBI's taxonomy places the organism in Eukaryota, Viridiplantae, Streptophyta, Magnoliopsida, Fabales, Fabaceae. The record is from the annotation of a GenBank genome assembly.